Molecule: messenger RNA, 2821 nt
Organism: Elgaria multicarinata webbii
Lineage: Eukaryota; Metazoa; Chordata; Lepidosauria; Squamata; Anguidae
Gene: CCDC6
Product: coiled-coil domain containing 6
Exons: 9
Coding region: 25-1428 (467 amino acids)
Source: RefSeq, a predicted model, not a curated record
CCUCCGUCGCCUCAGUGCUCGGGCAUGGCCGACAGCGCCAGCGAGAGCGAUACGGACGGCGCGGGCGGCAGCGGCAGCGGUGGCGGCGGAGCGCCGGGCGCGCUGCCUGGAUGCCCGGCCGGGCCUGGCUCGGCGGGAGGCAGCAAGGCGGGCGGCAUCGUGAUCUCGCCGUUCCGGCUGGAGGAGCUGACGAACCGGCUGGCGUCGCUGCAGCAGGAGAACAAGGUGCUCAAGAUCGAGCUGGAGACCUACAAGCUCAAGUGCAAAGCGCUGCAGGAGGAGAACCGCGACCUGCGCAAGGCCAGCGUCACCAUCCAAGCAAGGGCAGAGCAAGAAGAAGAAUUUAUCAGUAAUACCCUGUUUAAGAAGAUUCAAGCUUUGCAGAAGGAGAAGGAGACACUUGCAGUGAACUAUGAAAAGGAGGAAGAAUUUCUCACUAAUGAGCUCUCAAGAAAGCUGAUGCAGCUACAGCAUGAGAAGGCUGAACUUGAGCAGCAUUUAGAACAGGAACAGGAAUUCCAAGUGAACAAAUUGAUGAAGAAAAUUAAAAAACUGGAAAACGACACCAUUUCAAAGCAGCUAACUCUGGAGCAGCUAAGACGUGAGAAGAUUGAUCUUGAAAACACACUAGAACAAGAACAAGAAGCACUAGUGAAUCGUCUUUGGAAGAGAAUGGAUAAGCUUGAAGCAGAAAAACGAAUUUUGCAGGAGAAGUUAGACCAGCCUGUGUCUGCUCCUCCAUCACCAAGGGACAUAUCAAUGGAGAUAGAUUCUCCAGAGAAUAUGAUGCGGCAUAUCAGGUUUCUAAAGAAUGAAGUAGAGAGAUUAAAGAAACAACUCAGAGCUGCACAAUUACAGCAUUCAGAGAAGAUGGCACAGUAUUUAGAGGAAGAACGUCACAUGAGGGAAGAAAAUUUGAGGCUCCAAAGAAAAUUGCAGAGAGAGAUGGAGCGGAGAGAAGCUUUGUGCAGACAACUGUCAGAAAGUGAAUCCAGUUUGGAAAUGGACGAUGAGAGAUAUUUUAAUGAGAUGUCUGCACAAGGAUUAAGACCUCGCACUGUGUCCAGUCCAAUUCCAUAUACGCCUUCACCGAGUUCUAGCAGACCUAUAUCACCUGGUCUCUCAUAUGCAAGUCACACAGUUGGUUUUACUCCCCCAACUUCACUCACCAGAGCCGGCGUGUCUUAUUAUAACUCCUCAGGCCUUCAUGUGCAACAUAUGGGACCAUCCCAUGGUAUUACAAGGCCUUCACCACGCAGAAGCAACAGCCCUGACAAAUUCAAGCGCCCCACUCCUCCUCCUUCUCCAAAUACGCAGUCCCCACUGCAGCCUGGUCCUCCGCCACCGCCGCCGCCACCGCCUCCACAGCCUCCGGCCUCCCAGUCAGCCACUUUUCAACAUUCGAUGCAUCCUUCCUCUCAGCCUUAGUGCAUGUGCUCAGCAAAUCUGUAUUCAGAGUUGGACUCAUAACACGGAGCAGUUUACUACAAGCCAAAGGCUUACAAUGGUAUAUUGGGAUUUGACUUAUUUGCACUGAAGUAAUUGAGGCUUCACUGUUCAAUUGUGUUGUACAAGUUUGUCCAAGGGCUGCCUCCAAUGUUAGCACGUUUCCUACCUGGGAAGCACUUCCAUGUGGGAGAAAGCAUGAAACCUGUUUGUAGGUAAUCACAUGAAUACAUAGUGGUUUCCAUGGCUUUUUAUAAAACAAAACCAAACCUGGAAGUGCUUUUUGUGUAAGAAGUGUGCUCUAUUUGAAGUUGCUGUAAAAUGCAGCCGGUGUUGUGGAUCUACAACACUAAUUUUUUUAAAAAAAAAUCCAUCAGUGUUUUAUUUGAACUUACAUGUUAUGCCCACCCUCUGGCUGGAACAUUUGCAACUUUGUUUGGUAUUACGGCAUUAUGUUUUGCUGAGCUCCCAAAGCUUUGUGUUCCCCCCCCCUCCUCUGCCCCGUUCCCAGCUUCUAGGUUUGUAAAAUAAAAGGGACAGCUUUUUAUAUUUUUUCAUGACAAUUUGCAUAUAAAAUUACAGGCAUGAACUCCUAGAUAUUACAGUGUGUUUCAAGCAUAUACAGUAAAUCAGCACUACAUUUCAGUAAUAAUAAUUAAAAAAAAGCGGUGCGGCUUUUAGUGCAAAAGUGAAAGUCGGACACAUUAAUGCCCAAGCUCACUUUUUGUUUUAAUUGUAUCCCUUAAUUUUCCAGAGACAGCAGUUAAACAUACAUGACAAAUCCGUAUCUUUUCUCCAGUGUGUGGUACAGUCUGAAGUACAAUGUGGGAAGCCUGACUUGUCAGAGUAUAUAGAAUGUAUUAAUCCAUGGACCUUAAAAGUUGAUUGUUUCAUUUCUUAUUCACGUUGACCUGUAAAACUGUCCGUACUGUUGUUCUCAUCACAAUGAUCUUCUGUAAGUGUGGUUCUGCCAACAAAAUCCUUGUGGCUGAUUAAAGUGUACUCUCCGAUUUUCUGCUGUAGAAAAGCAAUUUGUAUUAAAAACAAAAAGCCUGGUCCCCCCCCCCUUGUUUAAAAUAUAUUAAUUGUGUAACACCCCCUCCUGAAAGUUUGAACCAAUAUUUUAACCAUUCAAAGAAAAAUCAGAAGAGAAUAUGAUUGAAGGGUGCACAUUAUAGCAGCAUAUGGGUAUAACAGCUGAAAAUGUUAUAUUGCUUGGUAGAAGAGAAACAGAUUACAGAGAAAGUUAGAUGACAAUAGCAAAUGCGUAUUUAGCAGCAUAAGCCGGUACAAUGUAUAAAGAAAUGUAUUCUGAAAUACAUUCUUUCCAUUCAUUUAGCACAAAUAAAUUGUUUGGUUUCACUUUGCAGUGGAA